Messenger RNA from Neolamprologus brichardi, 385 nucleotides. The record is from RefSeq and is a predicted model, not a curated record. NCBI's taxonomy places the organism in Eukaryota, Metazoa, Chordata, Actinopteri, Cichliformes, Cichlidae.
ACGCGGUGUCACCGUGUUAUGGUUCCCCCCGCCGUGUAGAGACUUCACGUGAAGCACCGUGGUCCGUGUGCCGUUUAUAGAAUUUUAUCCAACCUUUUGUGUGUGUGUGUUUUGAGAAUGCAUCUAACACAAAAGCUGGAGCUUUUCCCCGACCACAGAGUGACCCAGAUGCUCUUCAAAGAAGUCAAAAAUGCUGCAGAGCUGAAAAAAAGCGCCAUGGAAGGGAAAAUAAACGGUGCCUUGAUCAACCCUACGAUGCUGGUGGAUCCUUUUCAAGUGCUGGUAGCUGCCAAUAAAGCCGUUCACUUAGAGAAAAUAGAAAAAAUGAAGACAAGAACUCUUUACUCGGAGAUCAUCUUCAAUCUGUCCCCUACAAAUAAUGUAA